Messenger RNA from Bursaphelenchus xylophilus (pine wood nematode), 2687 nucleotides. The record is from the annotation of a GenBank genome assembly. NCBI's taxonomy places the organism in Eukaryota, Metazoa, Nematoda, Chromadorea, Rhabditida, Aphelenchoididae.
AUGAGAAAUAACCCGAGGCGUUUUAAUAAGAAACAGAACGGUCAAAUUACUUUGCCCAACGAAAUUUGGUAAGUCUUUUUAAUUAAGUCGUGGACAACCCAAUUUGGAGGAUUAUUUCGGAAUCGGAAUACAAAAAAAUUUAUUUGCAGGGUUGAAAAACCGAAAAAUUUAAAAAAAUAUCUCACAAUUACUUUAACACAAAUGUUGAACCAUCGAAGAAGUCUUACAAUCACUCUAAAUCACUAAACUUCCCACUAGAACCACUAGAAUUUCCCUCCAAUUCCUCUUGUUUUUUCGAUCGGUUAAUCAAAAAAUUGAGCUCUCAAAUUUCUUGUAAAUAUUUUUGUAAAUUUGACUUGUUACUCUUCCCUUUUUCAGGUCUCUGAUUUGCACAGAAUUAAGUCCAUUCGAUCUGCUCAACCUGAGGAGAGUAAAUCGGCAGUUAAAUGAGUUGGUCACCGAUAAAUUGAAGGCUUUAUUCUAUCUGGAUCUCCUCCGAUGUGAUACGGAACAGCUGAGUAAUGACGAAUACGAAGACGGUAUGUUUACUGUACUUUUCAAAUUAUUUUUUGUGAACAAAAAUGGCUUUGUAACGUCUGUUGAGUGCAGUCUGACCAAAGGGCAUUCUUUUUUGAUGACUUUUAUCAAGCCAUGUUUCGCUGUAAUAUCUGGAGAUCUCUUGGAGAAAACCAUUUACAAACUGUUUGGAGGUCACCUGGUAGAAAUUUAGAGAACAAUCAGCAUAAAUUGAAUAGUUAAAGGAAGAAUAUAUUCUGCCCGAUCUUUUAUCCUUUAUCGUCCAGCUUGUUGGACCCCCAAGAAUGAUUGAGACGCUUUAUUAUGACUUUUAAAACCUCAAAAAUUAAUCCGAGUUGGGCGGAUAUGAUGAUAAAACGCACGUCAAUCCAGCGUAGUUGGAUUGACUACUUCCUGGCCAAACAAUGUGGCAUUUCGCCACAAAUAGAAUUUUGGAGAAGAUUUGAAGAUCUUUGGAUGUUUCUUUCGAUCGAGGACGAAAGGGUCCGAAAGGUCCGCUAAAAAAAGGGAGAGAGGACCGCGGGGAAGAGGCGGGGGGAGGGUAAUCGAUGUCGCUGAUUUCAAAAAUCGUAUCCAUUUUUGCUGAAUUUUACAAUUUUGCUUAAGUAGUAGUUUUAAGUAGUAAUUUUUUGAAUUUUUUCGUUGAAUAAUGGAUUUAGAGGUUCUCGGUGUGCUGAUUUCAAAAAUCGUGAUUAUUUUUUCUGGAACUUGCAAUGUUGCUGAAGCAGUAGUGUAAAGUAGUAAUAUUCAAACAAUUCUCAUUAAAUAUCGGAUAAAGGGGUAGUCGGAUGGCUCAGAUUUUAAGAAUCAUAGUAUUUUCUUUUUAUUUUUACAAUUUUAUUUUACAGGAUUUUUUUUUAAUUGUUUCGACUAAUAUUCUGCAGGCAAUCCAUUAUGCUUAUGUCAAAAUUAUAUCUCAUUUCACAUGUCAAGUCACAGAUAUUAGAGAGUGUCAAAUCUUAAAUAUCAGAGAUACUCAACAAAAAGAUAGAGAAACUUAAAAAAUGUAAGAUUUAGAAAAAAUGAAUUUUUGAAAUGAGCGCCCUCAAAAACCCCUAUAUCUACAAGAACACAACACUACUACCUAAGAGAAACAAGUAACGGUCCGGAAAAAUUAAUUUUCGAAAUCAUUUGAGCGGUCCUUUUUUCCUCAGCGGACCUUUUCGUACCCAACGAUUUUUGGGUACGGUUUUAGAGGAAUUGUUUUGAGGUUUUCAAAGCGAAAAACUUGUGUCUUUACAAAAAUAUACACGUGUGCAAUUUGAAUAAAAAAAGUAAAAUGCGGGGAAGAUUGCAACAUAAAUAUUUACGGUUUUCCAGAAGACUUCCAUCAGCUCAAAAAGACGAACAUUUACAUGCAUCUGGAUGAACGGAGUGCCGUGGUUAUGGUGGAUGAUAGAUGGACCUCCAAAGAUGUGUAUACAUUAUGGGAGGCCAUUCAAUUUUUCGCUCCUUUUGUUAGAUGCUUAACAGUAAGUGUGGGCAUUGUGAUUAAUGGUAUUUUGCAAUCUUUCUUUACGAAUACCCCCUUAUUCUUUCUUGAUUUCAGAUAGAUGUUGCCUUAGCCGAGUUAAUAGUAGCGGCCUUAAGUUCAGUUAAAUUAAGUCGAUGGUACGCUUUCCAAUGUUAUGUGGAUACAGUUGGACAGCAUGGAGUGGAAGAACUGCAUAUGAAGUGUAACAAACAGACCAACCACAAGCGAGUUUUGUUCCCUCAGAUGACGGAAGUAAGCUUUUACGUACUUUUAAUCCUUUUGCUUUGCUUACAAUUAAUUUACACAUUUUUUUACUUCCCUAAAAUUUGACCUUAUAGAUUUCCCUGUCUGAGCUGUUUAAAUUUCGUUUUCUACUCGUAUCUCCAUUAAAUUUAUUCAUUUUUUCCAGUUUACCCUCAGGGCAAUGCCUUCAGACCUGGCGCAUUUAAGCCGUUUAUCAGAUUACGGCGUGCAGAAGGAGGCCAUCUUCUCAAACGAGUGUAUUCAACUGGUUAGAUGCACAUUAUUGGAGCCGACGGGGACAAAGAUGCCCGGCGAAAAGACGAUUUGCACAAGAUUCGGGGCCAAAAGGCCUCAUCAACACCUGAGGGCGUUCAAACAAUGGAUCGGAGCGGAGAAUCUGAAGGAAAAAUAUAUGCAACAGUACUCGACAUGA